This is a messenger RNA of Photinus pyralis (common eastern firefly), 1673 nucleotides long. Its product is annotated as cytochrome P450 307a1-like. Bases 55 to 1548 code for a protein of 497 amino acids. Gene Ontology annotation, molecular function: iron ion binding; heme binding; oxidoreductase activity, acting on paired donors, with incorporation or reduction of molecular oxygen. The record is from RefSeq and is a predicted model, not a curated record. Lineage: Eukaryota; Metazoa; Arthropoda; Insecta; Coleoptera; Lampyridae. The transcript has 3 exons.
UCGAGAACGUUAUCGAACAGGUUUGUCCAAUUUUUCCCACACACCCUGUACAAAAUGUUUCACCACCUUUACCUCACCACCUUCUCAACGUACCUAAUCGUCAUCCUAUUUAUUGCGCUAAUUCUCAUCCUAAUCGAACUGAACAAGAAACCGUCGACGACGAGCACGGACCUGCCGGAACCUCCAAGUCCGAGAUCGCUGCCGAUCAUCGGCCACCUUCACCUUCUCGGCGGAUACGCCGUUCCCUACCAGGCGUUUACGAAUCUCGCGAAGAAGUACGGCAACGUCAUCAAACUGAAACUGGGGAACGUAAACAGUGUUGUGAUUAACGGACAGGAGAACAUUCGCGAAGUUCUCGUCUCGAAAGGCCACCACUUCGACAGCCGCCCCAACUUCGAGCGAUACCAGCAGCUCUUCGGCGGCGACAAGCAGAACUCUUUGGCCUUCUGCGACUGGAGCGAAACGCAAAAGGUCCGCCGCGAAAUGCUCAAGACCCACACCUUUCCGCGGGCCUGCUCCAACAAGUUCUCCGCGCUCGAGGACAUCAUCUCCAACGAGACAUCGAGCCUGGUAACGCGCCUCGCGAACGGACCACGCGAGACCAAAAACGAAAUACUGUACAGCUGCGCCAACAUCUUCACCAAGCACUUCUGCUCCAAGAGCUUCCCCGUGGACGACCCGGGGUUCGCGCGCAUGAUCGAGAAUUUCGACGACAUCUUCUACGAGGUCAACCAAGGCUACGCGGCCGACUUUUUACCGUUUCUACUGCCGUUGCACUACAACCGCUUGGAGAAGAUGAGCGAGCUGGCGCACGAGAUUCGCCACUUCCUGAUCGAUGACGUCAUCGAUGGACGUUACGAGAGCUACGCCGACGAGGAACCGAGCGAUUACGUCGAGAGCCUCAUACAGCACGUGAGGAACGAGGAAUCAUCGUGUAUGAGUUGGGAGAACGCGCUCUUCGCCUUGGAGGACAUCAUCGGCGGGCAUUCCGCCGUUGGUAACUUUGUAAUGAAGCUGCUCGGGUACCUGGUGACCCGGCCGGAGGUGCAAGCGGAAAUACAACGCGAGAUCGACGGGUGCGCCGGAAGCGAACGGAGGCCGAUUUCCAUUUCCGACCGUGGCUCAAUGCCGUACACCGAGGCCGCAGUCUUCGAGGCCAUCCGCCUGAUUGCGUCACCGAUCGUUCCAAGAGCGGCCAACCAAGACACGUCAAUUAACGGUUACAGGAUAUCGAAAGGGACCCUCGUGUUCCUCAACAACCACGACUUGAGCAUGUCGGAAAAACUGUGGGAAGAACCUGACGCAUUCAAACCCGAAAGGUUUAUCGUAAACAAUCGCAUCAUCAAACCCGAGCACUUCCUCCCGUUCGGCGGCGGACGGCGGAGCUGCAUGGGAUUCAAAAUGGUCCAGCUGAUCAGUUUCGGCAUCGUGAGCGGCUUACUGCAAAACUUCACAAUCGCCCCGGUCGACGGUCAAACCUACAAAAUUCCGGUCGGUUCCUUGGCACUGCCGAGGUCGACAUUCCGUUUCGAAUUCGUGAGCCGAUAAUUCGAAAGGGCACUUUAGGCGUAUCAACCAAAACUAAUUAAAUAAGGACAAUAUGUGAUAAUAAUUUUAAGACACGCUAAUAAAUUGUUAUUCGGUUGUUAACAAAUUGUUACAAAGGGACCAAA